AUGAAGACUCAGUGGAAGGAUCUCCCCCCGGUCCCCAACUCGCAAGAGUUCCUCGACAUUGUCCUCUCGAGGACGCAGCGCCGGCUGCCGACCCAGAUCCGCUCGGGUUUCAAGAUUUCCAGAAUCAGAGGCUUCUACACCCGCAAGGUCAAGUUCACCCAGGAGACCAUCAGCGAGAAGCUCGGCCUGAUCAUCGAGUCGUUCCCUCGCCUCAACGACAUCCACCCCUUCCACAAGGACCUGAUCAACACCCUCUACGACGCCGACCACUUCAAGAUCGCCCUCGGCCAGCUCUCGACCGCGAAGCACCUCAUCGAGACCAUCUCCAGAGAUUACGUCCGACUCUUGAAGUAUGGCCAGUCGCUUUUCCAGUGCAAGCAGCUGAAGCGCGCCGCGCUUGGUCGCAUGGCGACGCUCAUCAAGCGCCUCAAAGACCCUCUGGUUUACCUCGACCAGGUUAGACAGCAUCUUGGCCGUCUUCCCUCGAUCGAUCCCAAUACCAGAACCCUCCUCAUCACGGGUUUCCCCAACGUCGGAAAGUCUUCUUUCCUCAAGUCCGUCUCGAGAGCCGACGUCGAUGUCCAGCCGUACGCCUUCACAACGAAGUCGCUCUUCUGCGGUCACUUUGACUACAAGUACCUUCGUUUCCAGUGCAUUGACACCCCUGGUAUUCUCGACCACCCUCUCGAGGAGAUGAACACCAUUGAGAUGCAGUCCGUCACCGCCAUUGCCCAUCUGCGAUCCGCCAUUCUCUACUUCAUGGAUCUCAGCGAGCAGUGCGGUUACUCCAUCCAGGCCCAGAUCAACCUCUUCCAGAGCAUCAAGCCCCUGUUCCAGAACAAGAUCGUUUUCAUCGUCGUCAACAAGAUCGACGUGGUCAAGCCCGAGGACCUCGACGCCGCCACCCAGGCUCAGCUCCAGGGCCUCCUCAAGUCCGGCGAGGUCGAGAUGCUCCAGCUCUCCUGCAACACCCAGGAGGGCGUCCAGAACGUCAAGAACACCGUCUGCGAGCGCCUCAUCGCCGAGCGCGUCUCCCAGAAGCUCAACGCCGGCACCAACAGCAGCGGCAACAUUGGCGGCCGCCUCGCCGACGUCAUGGCGCGUAUCCACGUCGCCCAGCCCGGCACCAGCCAGCCCCUCCAGACAUUCAUCCCCGAGGGCAUCAAGAACAUGAAGAAGUACGACAAGGAGGACCCGGAGCGCCGGAGGCUCGCCAAGGACGUCGAGGCCGAGAACGGCGGCGCCGGCGUCUACAGCGUCGACAUGCGCCAGGACUGGCUCCUCGCCAACGACGAGUGGAAGCACGACAAGAUCCCCGAGGUCUUUGACGGCAAGAACGUCUACGACUUCGUCGACCCGGAUAUCGAGGCCAAGCUCCAGGCCCUCGAGGAGGAGGAGGAGCGCCUCGAGAAGGAGGGCUACUACGAGUCGGACGAGGAGCUCGACGACGAGGAGGAGGCCGACAUCCUCUCCAAGGCCGAGAUCAUCCGCGAGAAGCAGGCCCUCAUCCGCAACGAGGCCAAGAUGAAGAAGCGCCUCAAGAACCAGGCCAUCAUCCCCCGCAAGUCCCAAAAGGUGCCCCUCUCCCAGAUGGACGACGCCCUCGACCAGCUCGGUGUCGACACCACCGACAUUGUCAACCGCGCCCGCGCCCAGUCCCGCCCCCGCGGCCGCUCCUCCGGCCUCUCCCGCGCCGGCACCGAGGACGUCGACAUGAUGGACACGGACGCCACCCCGCGCGAGCGCCUGCGCUCCCACAGCCGCGCUCGCAGCCAGAGCCGCGCCCCCAUCGUCAACAGACGCGAGGACGGUGUCCAGGACGACGAGGCCCGCGACAAGGCCGACCGCCUCGCCAAGCUCUCCCAGAAGAAGCGGAACCGCAUGGCGAGACAGGGUGAGGGUGAUCGUCACACCACCGUAUCGCUGCAAAGGCAUUUGGUUGCCGGCAAGCGUGGCCUCGGCAAGAACCAGAGACGUUAA
This is a messenger RNA of Colletotrichum abscissum, 1980 nucleotides long. RefSeq names its product nucleolar GTP-binding protein 1. Gene Ontology annotation, cellular component: nucleolus. Gene Ontology annotation, molecular function: GTP binding; RNA binding; GTPase activity. Gene Ontology annotation, biological process: ribosomal large subunit biogenesis. The transcript is spliced from 6 exons. NCBI's taxonomy places the organism in Eukaryota, Fungi, Ascomycota, Sordariomycetes, Glomerellales, Glomerellaceae. The coding region runs from base 1 to 1980 and encodes 659 amino acids. The record is from RefSeq and is a predicted model, not a curated record.